Messenger RNA from Halichondria panicea, 1931 nucleotides. RefSeq lists its product as uncharacterized. The record is from RefSeq and is a predicted model, not a curated record. The transcript has 8 exons. Gene Ontology annotation, molecular function: protein binding. Lineage: Eukaryota; Metazoa; Porifera; Demospongiae; Suberitida; Halichondriidae. Bases 1 to 1590 code for a protein of 529 amino acids.
AUGGAUCUGAGAUGGCUCAUUCUUUCAACAACUCUUGUGGCAUCUAUACAAGCUCAGUUCACAAUACAACCAGUAUCAGUGGUACAGGCCCAAGGGCUGAAUGCAGUGUUUGAGUGUCGGUAUCCUGGAGCACAAAAUCGCAAUUGGGGAUUCAAUGGAGAGUUUCCUACAGAUGAUAGCUACCCACCCAAUGUGACUGUUGCUCUACCAUUUGGAACACUGACCAUCCCAGCCACAGGGCAGUGCAACAACACUGUGGUGCAGUCUUGUUUUUGUACCCCGUUCCUCUCAGGUCCUCUUUCAGCUGUCUCCAACCUCCAUGCUCAGUCAUCAAGUACCAACAUCACAAUCACCUGGGAUGCCCCCUUCUCUCUUAACCUCACCACAGCUGAACCAGACAUACAGUAUUGUGUGGAUGUGUACGAUAGUGCCACUGAUGUUCUACUACACUCUGAGUGUGGUAUUAUUGAGGAACGCUACACCUAUUCCCCUAGCAACCCCUGCUCAACGUAUGCAUUGUUAGUGGCACCUAAGAGUAAUCUUGGCGGAGCUCUCAAUGGAAGCAUUGCACGGUUUCAGGAAUUCACAGUGCGGCCAGUAUCAUUGAUACAAGCUGAAGGCCUGAAGGCAGUGUUUGAGUGUUUGUACCCUGGUGCCCUAAGUCACAGUUGGGGGAUCAAUGGAAUGUACCCAGCUGAUGAUGCGUUUCCACCUGAUGUAACUCGUACCCUACCGUCUGGUGAUACUCCAGCAAGACUGUCCAUUCCAUCAACAGGCCAAUACAACAACACUGUGGUGCAGUGUAGGGCUGUGCUUGAUGUGGGAGGAGAUGCGCAGUUUGUGCAAACAUGUGAUGCUCUGUUGUUAGUACAAGGUCCACUGGGCUCUGUUACUGGACUGACACUGGACAUGGUGACCUCUACUUCAGUGACUCUCACCUGGGAUCCUCCCUUCUCUCUAGACCUCACCACAGCUGAGCCAGACAUACAGUAUUGUGUGGAUGUACACAGUGUCCCUGGAAGACAACUGGUGGAGUCAACAUGUGACAUCAUCGACACUAACUACACUUUCUCUACCAGUAAUCAAGACCAGUUAGUGUUUACAGUGACACCAAGAAGCAAUGUGGAGGGCAGUCUCAAUGGAACUUCCAAUGAACUAGUCGGACCUCCUUCGCAAGCUAAUGACACGAUUACUGACAUCUCACCAUCGUCAUCUCUUCCUGAGUCUAUUCAACCACCCUCUAUUUAUACAAUAGCAGUGUCUUCAGGUGUGACUGCUGUGGUAGUUCUACUCCUACUCUUAGUCAUUGCCAUUUUAACAGCUGUUGUCGUAGUGAAACAAAAACUAAGGAACCACAAAGAUGAUGUUGUUGUAUCAGAUGGAAGAGUGGAUUUGUCAUCAACAUUGCCAGGAAUUGAGCAGCCUAACGAAGUUCAUGCUCCAGUGCUCAAUAAGAACAUUGCCUAUGAGCAGACACGGAUACCAAGACACAAUGAACACACUACCACCAUCGUCACCACGGUAGUAGCAAUGGAUAAUAUUGAGCCUAGUCAUGAGUACGAAGAAGUAUUACCUCAGGGACAUUUUUAGAACGAUUGAACAUCACUUCACAUCAAUGUGGCAACAUAAACCACACCUCGCCCUCGAACCAUAGUAUAACUAAGGUCAAAUUAUGCUAAUUUAGUACCUCAAUUAUGCUAGUUGCUAGAAGUCUCCCUAUUAUUCCAAAAAUUAUGCUAGCAUAAUUUGCCAAGCCCUAUAGUGCAUGGGGGCUUCAAUCCAUAAUCACUCUGUUGUCUACGACCUCAGUAUCUCUCCUCCAUGCACCUCUGAGCUCUCAAUGACAAACAGUUUAGCGAUAUCUGUAGCUUAAGUCGUAGCUUGAUUGUAGUCAUCGUCCUUACACAACUCCUUGCGGCCAUUGCCAUAGA